GCGGGGGUGGGCGCGGGCUCCUCGGCACGCAGAGCGCGGGCGCGGCUGUGGUGGCGGCUCCGGUGGGCGCAGGGUGGGGGGCGCGACCCUUGUGCUCUGCCGGGGCUCGAACGGGGUUUCCCUCCUCCGGUCCGGCUUGCAGAGCUCGCAGCGGGAAGGGUCGGUUUGGCUCGAAGCGUCCUGACGAAGCUGUGCCAGAAGAGCAGGCUGCCGCCUCGGGAAGUUUGAAGAGGAGGAGGAGGAGGAGGAGGAGGAGGAGGAGGAGGAACAGGUCUUCCGCACACAGCGGUGCAGCCCUGAACGGAGAAAGUUAAAUUCCCCACCGGUCUGAUUCCAGAGCAUGGGCUAAAAGCCAUGUCCCUCUCUCGUGUCGAAAAUCCUUGUUUUCUGCUGUUUCUGUUUGUCUUCCAAGCAAUAUUUAUCGUGAUACUCUACCGAGGUGGACCUUCAAAUGUGUUUCGUGGGCUUUUGGACUCGCAUCAGGCUCUGGAUUACUCCAAAACUCAUGAUGUGUAUACAAACCUCAGCUUGUUUACCCAAGCUCCUGAUGACGAAGCUACGCCGUACUGCUCGGUGCAGUCACCAAUAUUUGUUGGUCCCUUAACCAUCACCUUCAGGGUGCUCCCUAGUGAGAGAACAAUCAUCAGAAAAAAUCCUUUUGUUCAGCCUGGUGGCCGCUACAGGCCACCUCACUGCUUGCCCCGCUACAAAUCAGCCAUCCUUAUAGCCUACAGGAACCAGGAGAAGUACCUUCACCAUCUUCUCUACUAUAUUCAUCCUUUCUUGCAGCGCCAGCAGCUCAGCUACAGUAUCUACUUGAUUCAGCAGGUGGGGAAUGGUACUUUUAACCGAGCAAAGCUGCUUAACGUUGGUGUCCGGGAAGCCCUGAAGGAUGAAGACUGGGAUUGCCUUCUCCUGCACGAUGUCAACCUCGUACCUGAGAAUGAUUAUAAUCUGUAUGUUUGCGAUGAAUACUAUCCCAAGCAUAUGGCUAGUGCCAUGGAUAAAUUUCAGUACACUCUGCCAUACAAGUCCUUUUUUGGGGGCGUAUCUGCUCUGACUCCAGAACAGUACAUGAAGAUGAAUGGGUUUCCAAACACAUACUGGGGCAGUGGUGGUGAAAAUGACGACAUUGCUACAAGGAUUCGUUUAGCAGGAAUGAAAAUAGUCCGGACAUCACCUCACCUUGGACGUUACAAAGUGAUGGACUACAAUGAAGAGACAGACACACAAGAGCCUUGGAGAAGGCCUACUUCCCGACACAACACCGGAAAAACAUGGAAGGAUGAUGGAAUGAAUUCAUUAGAGUUCAAGCUCCUUUCCAGGACAAAGCAUCCUCUUUAUACCAACAUCACUGUGGACAUUGGAUAUGUUCCCCCCUUUUCUUAAGCAAAUGAAAAGAAAAAGCAGUGUUUGGGCUCAGCCUGGCAGCAUCCAUAUGGGCAUUCAGCCUCUACCUCCUGUUGUGGUGUGGCAUCUGCACCACCUGAGACUAAUUUUUGUCUUUUAUGCAUUUCACUUUUCUUCUGUUUUCUUCUAAGUCUUAAAGGCUUUGGGAAUAGGGUAUGAUAGCUAAGAAACAGGCUGUGGUUUACUGUAAAAAAUUGUCAAAGCACUGUAAAACUAACUACUGAGCCAGACCCACCUCACAGCCCUCAGGCCUUGGGGCUCAAGGUCUCUUUAACAGUAAGCUGACCAAGUUUUCUGGAACCUUUGUUCCAUAGGUGGAUAGCUCUGUGCUGCUUUAUAGUUAAGUGUUAAUUGGGAUGCAAGCCAUUCUGUCAGACAGGCCUCUGAUGUACUGUAUGUUGAGAAAGUGUUGAAGCCAGUUACAGUUCUGUAAAUAUCUUUUGUGAAUUUGAGUAAAAUAAAUGUGUUUAGGUUAAGAAUUUCUAGAAUAUUUCAUAAGUAAAGGAGAAAGGUGCUCUGAUACCAAACAAAACCAGAGCUUAAGUCCUUGGGGUUUUUUCUGGCCUGAUCCACCACUGUUUAAAUGUUUUUAUUGUAGCUGUAAGUAAUUCAGGCUGAAUAGGACCUAAGGCUGUCACUUAGUCUAACCUCCUGCACAGAGCAGGGAAAUUAAUUAGUGUUUCAGCUGUUGCUCAAACAUUAUGUUGAAGACAGAUCAACCUUGAAAAAUAAUUAAAGUUCUUCUAAGUCAAA
Phalacrocorax carbo (great cormorant) is the source of this 2163-nucleotide messenger RNA. Lineage: Eukaryota; Metazoa; Chordata; Aves; Suliformes; Phalacrocoracidae. The record is from RefSeq and is a predicted model, not a curated record.